Molecule: messenger RNA, 3324 nt
Organism: Symbiodinium sp. CCMP2456
Lineage: Eukaryota; Dinophyceae; Suessiales; Symbiodiniaceae
Source: the annotation of a GenBank genome assembly
AUGGCUCAGCCAUGUGGCUCGACGGCAGGAGGAUUGGCCCAGCUGAGCACUGAAAGUCUGAGAGCUGGGCGUCCGGCCGUUUAUCAUGCCUUGGGUGUCAAGCAGUAUCCCGAAAUUUCAGCCAAGCCUACCAGCGAACGUCGAUUGGCGUUCUGGGGUAACCAAGCUGGUAGAGCGAUUUGGGGCUCGGCCUGCUUCACAUCGUUAGCUUGCUCGAGGCGGUUCGUACGGGCCAGGAGACUACGGAGAUUGGCUGGUGAAUGGUCUGCCGGAGAACAGGACAGCAGAGAAUUCCAGUCCGAAGAGGAAUAUUUGGAGGCACUCGAAGCCGACGCCGACUUGCCAAAAGGCUUCGGAAUUGCAUCAAGCAGUUUGACUUUCGUUCCCGAGGAAGCCCAGGAAAUGGGGGAGCUCCCUAUGCGAAUAACUGUAAUCCACGUUGACGAACCCAGUGACAUGGUCGCAGCAGUUUUCACACAGAAUGCAUUUCCGGGUGCUCCCGUUCGUGUUGGACGUCGCCGGUUGUCAGAAAGAGAGCAUCUUCAAGCUAUAGUUGUGAACAACAAAAUCAGCAACGUCUCCCCUCCAGAUGCAGAUGGAGGCGUAGCAGCAAGCGAAGAGUUGUGCACUGAGCUAGCAAAGAAGCUAAAGCUACCGGGUGCGACGGCAGUCCUGCCAAGUUCGACAGGGGUGAUUGGCUGGAGGCUACCCGUCACGGAGAUGGUGCAGGCUCUUCCAUCCUCAGAGAUGCUGAAAAAAGGCAGCGCAGUUCCGGCCGCUCGUGGAAUCAUGACUACGGAUCGUUACCCUAAGCUCUCGGCAAAGACCUUCGACGGUGGAGCAAGGUUGGUUGGUAUAGCCAAAGGCGCUGGAAUGAUUGAGCCGAACAUGGCGACGAUGCUCAGCUUUUUGAUGACAGAUGCGAGCUUUGACCGGGCUGAGCUACAAAAGAUGCUGGAGGAAUGCGUGGCAACCAGCUUCAAUGCCAUUUCAGUCGACGGAGAUGAGUCUACGAGCGACACGGUUGUUUUGAUUUCCAGCGGGCAAGCGGAGGAGGAAGUCAGCAAGGAGGCAUUCAAGGCAGCCCUACAAGAGGUUUGCUGCGAUUUGGCAGCUCAGGUAGUGCGCAAUGGAGAAGGAACCCAGCAUGUCAUACGCGCGAGCAUCAGCGGUGCUGACACUGACGACACUGCAAGAAGGAUUGGAAAAGCAGUAGUGAACGGGCCCCUGUUCAAGUCGGCUGUUGCCGGCAAUGAUCCCAAUGUGGGGCGCUUGAUCGGCAAGGUGGGGCAAGCUUUGGGGGCUGCGGGUGCACAGAUGGCACAGGACUGCGUGUGCAAGAUCGGUGGGGAGACCAUCUUCGAGAAAGGCCAGUUCAGGCUUGAUACUGCAAAGGAGAAGCGGCUGAGCAGCCACUUGAAAUUUGCCGAAGCUGACUGUCAGCUACCUUACCCGCAGCACCGGCGAGUGGUUGACGUGGAAGUAGUCUUGGGAGCAGGAAGUGGGAAAGCCGUUUUCAAGACAGUUCAUGGUAAGUUAAUGGUAAGUGACUACCUGGGCUCGUCAAGCAUCUCCUGGUGGCUAGGAGCCAUGCCGACACGAAAUGCCCAGCGAAGAGGCUUCUGCAUCUGGCGAGGUGCAAGUCUGAAGCCGAAGAAAAGCCGUUCCAGUAGCCACGAGGCUGUCAGGCUAGGAAUCCAGCUGAUUUGGACAACAGACUUCCAGCAGGCGUUGACAACCUUGGCACGAGAGAAGGACAAGACGGUCAUGACGUCUACCCGGAACAAGUUCGGGCAGCUGCUGACGGACCUCAUCCAAGUUUGCCUGCAGGGCGACCUGUCCAAGCUGAGGCGCAUCAAAUACGAAACACUUGUGACGAUCCAUGUCCAUCAAAAAGACCUUUUCAUGGAGGUCAUGAAGAAGCCAAAGGACAUGAAGGUGAAAGACGAGAAUGAUUUCGAAUGGCUGAAACAGACACGGAUGUAUUGGCGCACGGAGAACGACCACGCUGUUAUCUCCAUUGCUGAUGUCGACUUCAUCUACUCCUACGAAUACCUGGGAUGUAAGGAGCGGCUGGUCAUCACGGCCCUGACCGACCGAUGUUACUUGACGCAGUCACAAGCUUUGGGGAUGUUCUUCGGCGGUGCGCCAGCUGGUCCAGCCGGAACGGGGAAGACAGAGACAACGAAGGACAUGGGCCGGACAUUGGGCAUCUUCGUGGUGGUGACGAACUGCUCCGACCAACACCGCUUCAAGGAUAUGGCGAAGAUCUUCAAAGGCUUAUGCAUGAGUGGCCUCUGGGGGUGCUUUGACGAGUUCAAUCGCAUCGAGCUGGAAGUUUUGAGCGUGGUGGCCACCCAAAUCGAAUCCAUCAUGCAGGCAAAGAAGCAGAAUGCCAAGACUUUCCUCUUCCCGGGUGAGCCCUAUCCAAUCAAGCUCGUGGCGUCGGUGGGCUAUUUCAUCACCAUGAACCCAGGUUACGCUGGGCGGCAAGAGUUGCCAGAAAAUCUGAAGGUCUUGUUCCGGGGUGUCUCCAUGAUGGUACCGAACCGUGAGACAAUUAUGCGGGUCAAGUUGGCCUCAGUCGGGUACGUGUACAUGGACAAUCUUGGCAAGAAGUUCAACAUCUUGUACGCACUUUGCGAGCAGCAGCUCAGCAAGCAGCGACACUACGAUUUCGGGUUGAGGAACAUCCUGAGUGUCCUCCGUCAGUCUGGUGCCGUAAAAAGAGGCGAGUCAGCGGAUGCUGAAGAGGAGAUGCUGUUCAUGCGUACAGUAAGGGACAUGAACUUGUCAAAGCUGGUGGCUGACGAUGUGCCUUUGUUUAUGGCUCUGCUCAAGGAUCUAUUCCCCAAGGUGCACGAUCCACCAAAGAAGACCUAUGACAGCCUCGAGGCUGCCGUCAAUAAGCUGGCUGAAAAGGAACGGCUCUUCGGGAAGGACACUUGGCUGCUCAAGAUCGUUCAGCUUUAUGAGAUUUCCUUGGUGCGGCACGGCUUCAUGCUUGUAGGCCCCACACUUUGCGGCAAGUCCCGCAUCAUGCAGACACUUACUACAGCCAUGACGGAGGAUUCCGAGAGGCCACUGCCGCACAAGCUACAAGUGAUGAAUCCCAAGGCAAUCACUGAUGCCCAGAUGUACGGCGUCAAGGAUGCCUCGAGCGAUGAGUGGACACCCGGCGUGUUUGCCUCUAUAUGGCAGCAGCGCAACAAUCGUGCACUCAAGUACCACACCUGGAUUGUUUGCGACGGACCCAUCGAUGCAAUCUGGAUUGAGAACCUGAAUACCGUCCUGGAUGACAACAAGAGCCUUGGUUGCCUGUAA